Molecule: messenger RNA, 1883 nt
Organism: Lotus japonicus
Lineage: Eukaryota; Viridiplantae; Streptophyta; Magnoliopsida; Fabales; Fabaceae
Product: cytochrome P450 CYP73A100-like
Exons: 1
Coding region: 110-1699 (529 amino acids)
Molecular function (GO): monooxygenase activity; heme binding; oxidoreductase activity, acting on paired donors, with incorporation or reduction of molecular oxygen
Source: RefSeq, a predicted model, not a curated record
ACACCUACCUCAUAACCCCUCAUCUAUAUAAACUCAGUAUUCGCUCAUCCAAUCCAUUCAAUCCAAGCUACAUUUUUUUCCAUUGAAAUCAAACUGCACAAAAUCAAACAUGGCUCUCCAAAUCAUGAAACCACUUCUUUUCACUCUCACAACAAUAUCACUUAUUGCAAUCACAAAACACUUCUCUUCUAACUAUCUCUCCAUUGCUAGUGCCACCAUCAUCUCUUCUCUCAUCAUGUACUUGUUCUUUUCCAAUUCUAAAAACAACUCUGCACCUCUCCCUCCAGGGCCUCACUCCUUCCCUAUAUUUGGCAACUGGCUCCAAGUUGGCAACGACCUCACGCACCGUCUCUUAGCAUCCAUGUCACAAACCUUUGGCUCCGUGUUUCUCCUCAAACUCGGUUCCAAAAACUUGAUCGUGGUGUCUGAUCCUCAACUCGCCUCCGAAGUCCUCCACUCAAAAGGCGUGGAAUUCGGUUCUCGGCCGCGAAAUGUAGUGUUCGACCUCUUCACAGGGAACGGCCAAGACAUGGUUUUCACAGUGUACGGUGAACACUGGCGAAAAAUGCGCAGAAUCAUGACACUGCCCUUCUUCACCAACAAGGUUGUCCAGAAUUACAGCAGCAUGUGGGAGCAAGAGAUGGACCUUGUGGUUCGCGACCUCAAUGCCAACGAGAAAGUGAGAAGCGAAGGGAUUGUUAUCAGAAGGCGUCUCCAGCUGAUGCUCUACAACAUCAUGUACAGGAUGAUGUUUGAUGCCAAGUUUGAGUCCUUAGAAGACCCUUUGUUCAUUCAGGCCACAAGGUUCAACUCUGAGAGAAGCCGUUUAGCACAGAGUUUUGAGUACAAUUAUGGAGAUUUCAUUCCAUUGCUAAGACCCUUCUUGAGAGGCUACCUGAACAAGUGCAGGGACUUGCAAACUAGGAGGUUGGAAUUUUUCAACAAGAACUAUGUUGAGGGAAGAAGAAAAAUCAUGGCUGCCAACGGGGACAAGCACAAGAUAGGCUGUGCAAUGGAUCACAUCAUAGAAGCUGAGAUGAAAGGAGAAAUCAGUGAAGAGAAUGUGAUUUACAUUGUAGAGAACAUCAAUGUUGCAGCAAUAGAGACAACACUGUGGUCCAUGGAGUGGGCAAUUGCAGAGGUUGUUAAUCAUCCAAUUGUUCAAAGCAAGAUGCGUGAGGAGAUAUCAAGUGUGCUUAAAGGGGAGCCAGUGACAGAGUCCAAUCUACACAGACUACCAUAUUUGCAAGCCACUGUGAAAGAGACAUUGAGACUUCACACUCCAAUUCCUCUAUUGGUGCCACACAUGAACCUGGAAGAGGCACAGCUAGGAGGAUAUAGAAUUCCUAAGGAAUCUAAGGUGGUGGUGAAUGCUUGGUGGCUUGCUAACAACCCAGCAUGGUGGAAGAAUCCAGAGGAGUUCAGGCCAGAGAGGUUCUUUGAAGAGGAGCAUGGAACAGAAGCUUCUGUAGGAGGGAAUAAGGUUGAUUUUAGAUUUGUGCCAUUUGGUGUUGGGAGGAGGAGUUGCCCUGGGAUCAUACUUGCAUUGCCAAUAUUGGGAAUUGUCCUUGCAAAGUUGGUGUCAAAUUUUGAGAUGAAGGCUCCAAAUGGAACAAAGGUAGACAUGACUGAAAAAGGAGGACAAUUCAGCUUGCACCUUGCAAACCACUCCACUGUUCUGUUCCAUCCAAUAAAAUAGGAGGACUCCCUUGGGUCUGCAAAACAAUAGGCAGAUGAAGAAAUCUCAUGUUUAAUAUUUUGUAAUUCUUUCUAUUUCAUUGAUUCUAUUCUUGUUAUGCUUCUUAUAAUGUAACUUUGAAUUCUGUUGUAAAAUGUAGUUUUUCUUCAGCUUUUUAUACAAGAGGUUAUCUAAUUUACACUCA